GGAGAGGAGGAGACACGCGGCGCGCAGGAGAUGCCGGGGCUUUAAAUUGGACUAGUCACAUCGCACAUCGUUACUUUCAUUCAGCGCAGCCACUGCUUCUGCUCCUGCUUCUGCUGUGGAGAGACGGAACAGCGGGACUUGUGAGUUUCUCCCCGAGUUUUUUUUAGAAGGCUGGCUGGUUUUGAUUUCUGGGUUUCUUAUAGAGUGGGGGCUGGUGUACACUGCAGAACUGUGACUUCAAAAAAAAAAAAAAAAAAAAGAAUAAAAAAACGUGUGCAGAGGUGGACCAGGCUCGGGCAACUGUUGAACGCAGAGCAGAUGUGCAGGCAGAGGCGAAAUAAAUCACAACCUGGAUGUGCCUACUCCCACUGAAUAUCCUGAAAACAACUCUGGUGAAUCAUUACAGAAUGAUGCAGAAGUCCAACCGACCUUUUAUAGUCAACAGGUGAUUUCACUGGAACUUAGAUGAAACAGAGACUUACUCCUGUGAACUGCAGCACAGAGAAGGAUAUCUGUAUUUUGGAUGUUUAUUGCGCUGAGAAAUGUAAACAAAGGUAUUUUGGAUUGCCUGGAUACUUUGAACCACCACUUGCAGCAUGGUCAUUUUUUUGGAUUUUGCAACUGCUGCUUAAUCAUGAGGCUAUUUUUGUCAGUUCCCUGCUGAGAGACUGUGAGUGUGACGCAAUGAAUCUGACCAAACGAAGAAAAUUCAGGACAUUUGCUCUUUUGGUGUGCAUUUUAACAUUUACCAUGUUCCUGUUCAGCUACACCUUCCAGAUACCUAUUCUUCACUUCACUUUUUUUAAAUAUGCCUUUCACCUGUCGGACUCUAAAGGACUAUGCGCCUGCGAGCAAUGCAUAGUGGAACUGGACGAUGACCCGUGGUUUGCCGAGCGCUUCAAUCAAUCCAUCCACCCACUGAUGACCACAGACAACAGCGUGCUCUCUGAUGAAACCUAUAAAUGGUGGCAGUGGCUCCAAGCUGAACGAAAGCCGGCCAACUUUACCCAAGUGGUGGAAGAGUUGUUCCAAGUCAUCCCCGAUGAGGUGCUCUACACGGACGCAGGCCCUGAGCGCUGCAGAACUUGCUCAGUGGUUGGAAACUCUGGAAACCUGAAGGGGGCGCACUACGGCUCACUUAUUGAUUCCAGUGACUUCAUCAUAAGGAUGAACCAGGCUCCUACCAGUGGCUUUGAGCAGGACGUUGGCUCCCGAACUACUCAUCACCUCAUGUACCCAGAAAGUGCCAUCAACCUGGACAACAGCACCAGCCUGGUCCUGAUUCCAUUCAAGACUCUGGAUUUGCAGUGGAUCACCAGCGCCCUCACUACCGGCACUAUUAAACAUACAUAUUUGCCAGUGAUGUCCAGGAUCAAGGCUAACAAAGACAAGGUCCUGAUUUACAGUCCCACAUUUUUUAAGUACGUCUAUGAGUCUUGGCUUGAGGGGCACGGGCGAUAUCCCUCCACCGGAUUCCUAAGCUUAAUGUUCGCAGUCCACAUAUGUGAUCAGGUCAAUGUAUUUGGAUUUGGCGCAGACCAAAAUGGGAACUGGCACCACUACUGGGAGGAAAACCACUUGGCUGGAGCUUUUCGACACACGGGGGUCCACAAUGGAGACUAUGAGUACAAUGUGACUCUGCUGUUGGCAGACAAGCACAAAAUCAAGAUGUUUAAAGGCAGAUGAUAGCGAGCCCUGUGCCUGUGCAGCGAGACAGCCUAACGAAGCCCAGCGCCUUUAAUGAUGCCUCACACCUCCACCUGCUGACACACUGUAAAGGACAUGUUCAUACAGCCCUUCUGAUCGUCUCUUUUGGGGAUCUGAGCUGAAACCAGUCUCCAGCCACAAGGGAAGAAUGGUAGAGGAGUUUUAAUGGGCAUGCUUUUGAUAUGAAAAUGUAAUUGUAGGCUUUAUAUGACAGGCAGAAUUGUGGUAUCAAUCGAAGAUUAAAACAUGUUAUUUUUUGAAGGGAUUGUUCUCAUUUUAAAAAAAGUAAAAAAGGGUACA
Messenger RNA from Boleophthalmus pectinirostris (great blue-spotted mudskipper), 2007 nucleotides. RefSeq names its product CMP-N-acetylneuraminate-beta-galactosamide-alpha-2,3-sialyltransferase 1-like. Gene Ontology annotation, molecular function: beta-galactoside (CMP) alpha-2,3-sialyltransferase activity. The record is from RefSeq and is a predicted model, not a curated record. NCBI's taxonomy places the organism in Eukaryota, Metazoa, Chordata, Actinopteri, Gobiiformes, Gobiidae.